This is a messenger RNA of Pocillopora damicornis (cauliflower coral), 3288 nucleotides long. RefSeq lists its product as uncharacterized. NCBI's taxonomy places the organism in Eukaryota, Metazoa, Cnidaria, Anthozoa, Scleractinia, Pocilloporidae. The record is from RefSeq and is a predicted model, not a curated record.
AUGGCCUCUGAUACGGAAGUACCGAGUCAAACAGCGAAUCGUCCUCCUCCACAUUUGGAAGGAAAUUUAAUUUUUCACCGUGCAAGCAAGCUUGGAAGACCAAAACGGGCUUUCUUCGUGCUGUUAGAGACAGUGAUAUAUCAGUAUGAAAGCAAGGACAUGUAUUAUAAGAGGCAAAGAUCAAAAGAGGAUUUUAAAAUAUGUCUAGAAGAGGUCAGUGGUAUAACAGAAAUUUUGAUGUCCAGCAAACAAUACGAGAACUGCAGCUUCAAGCUGACACUUAAUGGCGAAGAGGCUAAAGAGUACAAGUUUUCUGCUGAGUCUAGGCAAGCAAUGGAAGACUGGGUGAAUGGCUUAAGAGAGGCUAAAGAGUUUUGGAUACGGCAUUACAAGAGGCAAGCAUUCAAGAAGCAAUUCAUCAAUCAAGGAAACUUUGCAGAUGUGUCUGGCCCAGUUUAUGACAAAGAUGAAAGCCUAGCUGACAGCAUCAGCUGUAGUUCAAGUGAAUGCUGUGAGCUAGUUCAUGUAUCUGUCACCACAUGGGAUAAAAGAACUUACACAGUUCUCCUUCCAUGUGUGUUUGAUAUGGAUGAGUUGUUAGUUGCCCUACAUACAAAGUCACAAACUAAAAGAUGUGCUGGCUGCCACGUUUGUAAGCUUCAACAGUCAUCAAUGGAAGUAUGGACAGUAACAGCUAAUGGAAUUGGGCACAGAUUUGACAUUGAGGAUGGUACUUUAGACAUUUCCAAACUUGGAAACCGCUUCUAUCUUUUAGUGCACAAUUACAAGCUACUGAUUAUUCACUUUGAUGAUGGCACAUUUCAAGUACUUCCUUCUUUAGUUUCCAUAAAAGCAAAAGAGGUUCCUCGUAUUCCUUCUUUGGCUACCAAACUAGAGUCUCUUGGUAUCGAGAACUUUGGUUUAUUUCUGGUUAAUGACGAUGGAACAUCAAAUCUUUUUACUCCCGAGGAGGAGCCACUCAAACAUUCUCUGCAAGGAAGGCUGGUUCUAAAAACCGUGACUGUUUCUACACCUCUCCGGCCGCGGAUUUCAGAAAUUCAAAGAAAAAAGCUGAGGAAGUAUCAGCAGAACCGAAGGCAAAUGGAGGCGCUGAAAAGAGUCGAAAAGGAAAAGUGUCGGCAUAACAGUAAUUUGAAUGUAAGUAAGACAGACAAAAAUGAGGUUUCAUGCCCCGAUGGUCUUGUGUUUUACGAACAGCAUUUUGGAAUGUCAAAUGACGUCAUAAGCCCUUCUAGAUUGGAUGGCUGUGUAGAUAUGUCAAUGGACGCUGAGAAAGACAGACGAAGUGGCCCAACGAAGCUCGUAGCUUCGAUUGAAGCUCGCAGAAUUUCUCAAGAAGCGGAAUAUUGUAUCGAUGAUGAUGCCGAGUUUCUUUCCGUUGAGGAAACUUUUAAAGGCUCGUAUGAAAAAGGUGAAGAUGAAAUUGAAGUAAAAGUUGCGGACAAUGUUAGUAAGAAAGAUAGUGACUUAAGUGUUUGGUCCAGACCGGACGAUGGAGAGAUCUUUGAUGAUGACAACGUUGCUUUGAACACCUCUUCUUUAGCGACGCCUGAGUAUGCGCUAAAUGACGAAACAGAGGAACAAUUAUCAAAAUCAUCUUCUAAAGGGAAUUGGUACGCUUCAGGUCGAUGUGCAGUUAGGGAUUCUAACAGCGAAGAACUUUUUUCAAACGGCGAUAAAUCGUGUGAAAUAAGCCGAAGGGUUCCCAAGUCAACUGACGUUGGGAUGGUUUCAGAACCAUACAGUCGUAGUAAAGAUACAAUUGCUAAACUUAACUCUUGUAGCGAGCCAGGAAAUCAUAAUAGGAAUUCUUUGUUAGUCGACGAUGUGGAGGCCAUCGCCUGCUUAAAGAUUGACACAGAAAGCCAGGAAAUGAAAACAACUGUUAACAAUCCUUCACUGAAUGCAAGUACUGAGAGUAAGUUUGAAAGACACCUGCUAUGUGUGACAGACAGCGAUGACAAAUCUCCUUCAGUUCCAUGCGAGUUCCUGCAUCCCACAGAACCAUUAGUGAAGAGAACGGAUAAUCAGGAUGGUUUUUCCAGACUUUCAACAGUAAUUGUCAAGGAAGGGGACAAUAGUUGUGCCUCCUGUGCUCGUAAUGAGCAAUGUGAUUUUACCAUCAUUAGCUCGCCUCGUGUUCUAGAACUGGCUCUGAAGAUUUGCUCUGGUCAAAACGUCAACGAGGAGGAAGUAGGUGAAGCCAACAAAUUCUCCAGAAUUUGUCUUUCUGGUUGGCACUUACAGUGUGAAAAUGGAUCGUGGGCUGUAGUUGAACGCGGAGUUCUGCAUUCACACAAUGAUAUCCUCUCUUCUGAGGUGAAAGUGCAUUUAUCAGACAGGUUUGAAGCUUUCUUUAACAGAGAGGAGAAGCUCUGGACUGUGAUAGAAAAUGAGCACAUUCAGAACGAACACUCCUCUUUUAGAAAUGAGAUUCAGAAUGAAGUUGUGAGAGAUACUUUUACGGCAACAGAAGACUCGCCCAGGGAUCAAGAUGACAUUAUUGAAGAGCGAGUGGUUACGCCAAUACUUAGUCAAAGCAACUCUCUGGAGAAUAUUUAUGUCAAGUCAUUAGAUUCUAAAGUUAGUGAUGAUGGAACUGAAAACUUAACGGGUGAUGAAAGACCAAUACCAACCGGGGGGAAUGGCGAUGUUGGCAGGCCAAGAGCAGAGUCUUCGUCCCAAGGAGCACUUUAUGCAGCCACUCAACGAGUUUUCUUACACAUUGUCGAGUUCGGUGAAGAGCCCGAAGAGGCACUUGAUGACACCAAACAUGAAAGUUUGAUCGAAAAUGUUUGCAGUCCUCUAUGCAGCGCCCUUUGGAACAUGUUAUCAAUCGGCGUGCGAAAAAAGUUUAUUGGGAAAUACACAUUGUGGAACAUAGUUGAAGAAUUGAAGGACAUUUCAGGCGAUGUAGAAUUGGCAGUGAACUGGGUAAAUAACAGAUGUGCUCGUCUAAGUGAUGAGCAAAAAUUCCAAGCGUUCGUUUGUGAAUGUCUCAACAUCGGACGUGGUACUUUGAAUCAAUGGCUGGAAGAAUUCGUUAAACAAAACAAGACGAGAGGUGAUGGAAAAAUAGGAAAAAAGUUCUACAGUCAAAGCGGUAUAGUUUUUCAGCUCUCUGGUCAAACGCUCGAAGAACUAGUGUUGGAUUUAUCACGAAUUAGCGGUCUACCUUUCAAAAUUAAUGUAGAGAGGUGGAUCAAGACAAAGGGCACUAGCCUUCAUGAGACACCUUUUACAUUUGAAUGACACUGUUUUGUUUUG